Zingiber officinale is the source of this 2833-nucleotide messenger RNA. Its product is annotated as anaphase-promoting complex subunit 4-like. Bases 78 to 2465 code for a protein of 795 amino acids. The record is from RefSeq and is a predicted model, not a curated record. The transcript has 19 exons. NCBI's taxonomy places the organism in Eukaryota, Viridiplantae, Streptophyta, Magnoliopsida, Zingiberales, Zingiberaceae. Gene Ontology annotation, cellular component: nuclear periphery; anaphase-promoting complex. Gene Ontology annotation, molecular function: protein binding. Gene Ontology annotation, biological process: positive regulation of mitotic metaphase/anaphase transition; anaphase-promoting complex-dependent catabolic process; protein K11-linked ubiquitination.
AGCGGUCAAGCCCUUUCCAUUCCCGCGCUCCACCAUCUUCGACCUCGAGAAAAGGUUCGCGUCUCCAACUGUAGACUAUGGCGGCAGAGGUGGAGGAGGAAGAGGUCGAGAUGGAGUCCACCGACGCCGCCUCUGGGAGACCGAUCCCCUUCCAGCUUCAACUCGACAAGCCCCUCCCCUUCCAGAUUUCGAUCGCGGAGUGGAACCCGGAGAAGGACCUGCUUGCUAUGGUCACCGACGAUUCUAAGGUGGUCUUGCAUCGCUUCAACUGGCAGAGGCUUUGGAUGAUCUCACCAGGCAAAUGCAUUACAUCUCUUUGUUGGCGUCCUGAUGGGAAAGUGAUUGCUCUUGGUAUCGAAGAUGGUUCCAUUCUAUUGCAUGAUGUUGAGAAUGGAAAGUUAUUAAGGAGCAUUAAAUCGCAUUCUGUAGCUGUCAUCUAUUUGAACUGGGAGGAAGAUUCACACGCUGCAAUGGAAGAUGUUGACAAUGCUUUUGUUUAUGAAGACCGCACAAGUCGUUUCUUCCCUCCUGCUCCUAGAAUUCCUCGUAUGCCUGGUUUGGGUGCUGGAGAUGCUGGUCUCAUGGACGACUAUGAAGAUACUUUUCAUGAAUUUUCUACUUCUCCAGGUCAACAUUUUAAUGUGUUGUCUAGUGGUGAUAAAGAUGGCUCCAUUUGCUUCAGUAUCUUUGGAAUAUUUCCAAUUGGAAAAAUUAACAUUCAUCAGCUUCCUAUCCGAGCAACACUUCCAAACAGGAUUGCUACCUUGCAGAUUUUAAAUGCUUCCAUACAGAAGUUGGCAUUGUCAAAAAAUUUAUCUCAGCUAAUUGUUCUAUGCUUUGGAGAGCUUGUUGAAGACUUUGUUGAAUCAAAAUCCAAGUCUAUACAGAGAGUUGAACAUUUUGAGCUGCAGAGUUCAUCAGUCAACCGGGUUUCUUCAGUAGGGUUGCACUGUUUUGUUCUUAAAACAUCUAUAUUUCUUGACAGAAAAAAUGAACUUCAUCAGGUUGCCCAACAAGCUUCAAGUAUUGAAGAUUUGGUUGAGGUUGUCCGUGCUUCCUUGUCAGUUAUGUCCAAGCAUUGGUCUGAAGCCAUGCAUUCAUUCCAUGAGAAAUUUGAUCCUCUAUCAUCUUUGAUUGUAGAUCAUGGUUUGUUUUCCACUCCACAAGAUGAGUUUCUAAGUGUGUUAUUUGGGGCGAGGACAAGUCCACCACUUCAUCAAUUUCUAGCCAAUACACUUGGUGAAGCGGGUCUGAAGCGUGUUUCUAAGGCUGUUGAUUGUGCUGGAAAAGAGUUGCAUUCUGUUAUUCAUGAACAUCUUCAGCCUGCUGUAGAGAUCAUUGGAUUUCGAAUUGCAGAAUUGCGAGGCCUUUCUCGAUGGCGUGCACGCUAUCGUGUUAUUGGACUGGAUGAGAAGCUUAUUGAUAAUGCAACAAAGAAGGCUGGCAUGUUGCUUGUGCAAGUUGAAAGGUUUUCGAGGAUUCUUGUGAUUGUAUUACAUCUGUUACAAAAUUUUUUCAAUUGGGUUUUGAGGUCUAUUAAAAUAUUAAUGUCCGAGCCAAUUGAUCAAGUACAGUCAGCAAACAGCGAACUCAUUGUGGUGUUCUUGAAAUUUGUGCUCAAUCAUGAUCCAGUUGGGGAGUUGAUGGAUGCCACUAAAACAAUUGAUGUUGAUGGGGAAAUUAUGGAGCGACUUGAGGAGUUGGUGAUAUUUGGAGGAUAUGCGGAUACUAAGUACUUGGAAAGAAACUUAUUAAAUGAAUUUAAUCAGAUGGAGCAAUGCUUCAAGGAGGCUUUCCUUCAUCAGUUUACGACUGUUUCACAAAAGAUACACUGUGAAGGUCUGAUGCCACUAUAUGAAUUCAGAUACUCAACUCAAUUUUCGUCACCAGCUGCCCCUACAUCAAUAGUGUACUACAAGGGCAACUAUGGUUCAGAGUCCACAAAUUUGAAUAAUCUUAUUGACUACACUUGCUUUAAAGUACCUAAUGAAUCACUUGAGUUGACAAACUGUAUCGGCAUCAUGAGGGGUUUCACUAAUGCUGUAAAUCCUCUUCAAAAGCAAACACAUUGCCCUGAAGCUGUUCUUUUACGUGUACCAGAAGCAUUUCAUUGCGUGGAUCUCUCUUUUUAUAAGGAAAACCAGCUUAUUCUUUUACUUAACGAGGCAACCUCCACAUCUGAUAGUGCAAUGAGAUCAUUGAUUAUGAUGGUGCAACUUGAUGAUCUUUGCUUUCUGCCACUUUCAAGAGAAGUACCUGAAAUCUGGGCAAUUCACUGUUUGAAGGCUUCUGCUGUAGACAUGCAUCUGGAAAAUGGAAAAGUGCGCUAUGUCCCUGAUCCUGUUUCUCGCCCAUUGGCUGUUAGUGCUUCUAGGGGUCUCGCAUGCGUUUUUACAUCGAGAAGCCAUGCCAUGGUGUAUAUACUCGAUGAAGAUGAAGACGAGGACGAGGCUUCUGGUGCCUAAUGAUGCUAUAACCAUCGGUGGAAGUCAUGGAUCAAAUUGUUAUUAAUUAUUCUGCACACUUUGAUGGGGUUGGCUGAAUUCUUCAGGGACUGACUUCGUUCUUAGAUUUUACUUACUAGUAUGGCAGAUAAAUAUUUAUAACAUUUGCUAAGCAUAAAUGUAGAACUAUAAAGUACGUUUAGCUACUUUUAUUUUAUUGUCGCGAUAACAUCCGAAAAACAUUUAAUUAUGGUCUCAAUUUCAUUAUUUAUUUUCUUAUCGAACUCUGACAAAAUAUGCGUCAAGGAUAGAUGUGUCAAGAAACAUGUGUAUCUAGGUGGCAAAGGUUCUAUAAAUAAAUUAAUCAUUUGAAAGAAUCUUCCUCAAAA